Molecule: messenger RNA, 1357 nt
Organism: Spinacia oleracea (spinach)
Lineage: Eukaryota; Viridiplantae; Streptophyta; Magnoliopsida; Caryophyllales; Amaranthaceae
Exons: 3
Coding region: 398-1057 (219 amino acids)
Source: RefSeq, a predicted model, not a curated record
GAGAAACCCCCAAAAAACAAUCCGAACGUUAAAAUCGGUUCUCUCUUUCCUCCUCCCUCCACUCUCGUUCCCCUCUCUGUCUCUCUCUCUUCCCCCUUUUCCCCUCCAUAUUUCUCCCUCUUUCUCUCAGCAACAAUUAUAAACUCAAAUCCAAAUCCAACAACCCAAAAACCUAAGUGAAAAAUUCACCCACUUUCCAAUAAACAUCUCGUAGAAUUUCAGGAUUACAACAAUUGAGGCGAAUUCUUCAAUGAGAAAACUGAACAUUUCUCUGCUUGCUUCAUCAACAAUGGCGUAAUUCCCAGAUUCCAGUAAAGAGAGAAAACACCAUCACACCAGUUCCAAGAACAAGAAGAAGAGGAGAGAGAAAGUUGAAUUUUUAAAUCAAUUGAUAUAUAUGGCGGCGAUGGUUCCUGAAAGAUCGAGAACCCUCCAUAACUUCUCCUUACCACCUCGCUUAAACUGGGGUACUCAGAGACUCCUUCGCUGUGCCAAACUCUCCAACAGCAACAAUCCUUCUUCCUCAAAUGACGCCGUUUCCGAUUCCGCCGCCGCCACCGCCGCCGACCGCAAACGUCGCAACGCGUUGUUUCGAUCCCCGCCGCCGCCAUCGAUCCUCCGCGGCGAGGUGGAUAACCAAAUUGAGGUAAUUAGAGAAAAGAUCAUGCUCGAUCUUCGCUCUGAAGUCGACAAAAUCCACGCCACUUAUUUAAGCAAUUCCGAUUUUCCCCCUCCGCGUCCGCCAGAAUCACGGCCGUGGAAUCUCCGGACUCGCAGGUCUCCUGCAACCGUUGAGGUUUCUCCGGCUUUGAUGCCGGCGGAUGUUUGCGUCUCCAGUGGCGAUGGCGGGAGAGCGAAGUUUUCGGUGCCGUUAUCAAGGCAAGAAAUUGAGGAUGAUUUCGUUGAGAUGAUCGGUAGAAGACCUCCCCGGAAACCCAAGAAACGCCCUCGUUAUGUUCAGAAACAAUUGGAUACACUUUUUCCGGGGUUAUGGUUAUCGGAGAUUUCGCCGGAUAUGUAUAAAGUUGAUGUGAAUCCAGAGCCUCCUAAGGUGUGAAUGUGAAAAUAAGGAGACGAUCAGACAGGUGGCGACAGGCGUUUCAAGGUUGCUGGUCCAUUGACAUUGGUAAAUUGUGAUACUAGUAGAUUUAGUAUUACUGUAAUUGUAUUGGAAUUAUAUAGUGGAGUAGUGUCUCAGUGUCAGUGGAUCAGGGGGUUUAAGGCAGAAUAUGUUACAGUGAGUAGUAAUUUUCCUGUAUAGUUGGGCAGUUGGGAGUGUAAUUAGAGCUGAUAUGUUAGUUUCUUUGGAGUGUACUUUUUAUCGAUCAAUCAAUAUAAUUGAUAUUGCUUCUCCUUA